AUCUUCUACAUUCAACUUUUGAACAAAUUCUCUUUGAUUAUUUUACGAUACCCUUACGAUUCAUCAUGUCUAACGAUCAAUCCCUCAUGGAUCGCAUUGAAUUCCCUGAGAUCCCCGAGGCGGCGAUGAAGAAGAUCGCCAUCCUCGAGGAGCAGUUCUCCCGCGCAGAGGUUGAGCAGCUGCGUCACACCGCUAAGCUCAUGGCUCCCCUGCUUGCUAAGCGCAGCGAGAUCAUCAACAUGCCCGAGGUUCAGCCUGAGUUCUGGAUGCGCGUGUUGGCCAGCGCUCCCCCCGAGAUUGACGAGUACAUCCUGCCCACCGACGCCGCCGCUCUCGGCGAGUCUCUCAAGAACCUGACCGUCGAGCGUUUCGAGCUCGAUGCCCAGGGCAACGGCGAGCCCCGCAGCUUGCGUUUCACUUUCGAAUUCAAGGGUGGCGAUGAGAACAACUUCUUCACCAACGAGAAGCUCGUUAAGGAGUUCUACUGGCGCCAGGAGAUCACUAAGAGCAAGUCUGGUCGCACUCGCACCUGGGAGGGUCUCGUCUCCGAGCCCGUGCGCAUCAACUGGAAGAAGGAUGCCGACCUGACCAAGGGUCUGCUCGAUGCUGCCUGCGACCUCGCUGAGGCCGAGAAGAAGAAGGGUGGUGACCGCAAGAAGCUCCCCGAGUACGCCGCUCUGGUCAAGAAGGUCGAGGAGACCGAGGCUGAGGCUGCCAAGGCUGAGGAGGAGGAUGACGACGAGGAGGACAUGCCCAGCCCCGUUGGUGUCAGCUUCUUCGCUUUCUUCGGUUACCGCGGCCGUGACGUCUCCGCCGCCAAGUCCCAGGAAUCCGCCAAGGAGAUCGAAGCCCGCUGGGCUAAGGUCCAGAACGGCGAGGACAUCAGCGAGGCCGGUGACUCUGACGAUGAGGAUGAGGAAGAAGAUGAUGGCUUUGAGGAUGCUGAGAUCUUCCCCGACGGUGAUGAUCUUGCCGUUGCCAUCGCUGAGGACCUCUGGCCCGAUGCGCUCAACUACUACAUCCAAUCGUUCCAGGCCGGCGCCGAGCUCGAGGAUAUGGAUCUCGAGAUGGAUGAGUUGGACGAGAUGGAUGAGGAUGAAGAAAGUGAGUCGCGCCCGCGCAAGAAGGCUCGCAACUAA
Molecule: messenger RNA, 1139 nt
Organism: Penicillium salamii
Lineage: Eukaryota; Fungi; Ascomycota; Eurotiomycetes; Eurotiales; Aspergillaceae
Source: the annotation of a GenBank genome assembly